Messenger RNA from Brassicogethes aeneus, 1918 nucleotides. The record is from the annotation of a GenBank genome assembly. Lineage: Eukaryota; Metazoa; Arthropoda; Insecta; Coleoptera; Nitidulidae.
AAAACAACGACCUAACCAAACAAAAACCUGUCAAGUUCCGGGUAAUUUGUUGGAUUUUUCAAUGUUUUCUGAAUUAAACUUGCACUAAAAAUGACACCGGUGUUUGCUGAAGCACUUCCCGAACAGGUGCACUCGAAAAGCAUAAUAGUCAUCCAUCCAGGGUCGUUAAACUUAAGAAUUGGUAGAGCGUCAGACUUAAACCCGGUAACAGUUUUACAUGCUAUUGCUAGGAGAAGACUACCUGGUGGAACACCUUUUAGCGACGAUUUCUUACCGCAACGCAUUGAUUUGAAUCAACCCCACGAAUUUGAUGAAGCGAGGUUGGCUGUGUCACAUACUUUACAAUCUUGUUUGCAAUCUGAUGGUCGUAGAAGGUAUGCAACGCCUCCACAACAGAUUGCGGCGUUUAACAGGAGAACAGAGCCAGAACAAAUUGCUGUCGAUGGUGGGGAAUGGGUAAAACAUGAAGGGGAUGUUGUAAUAGGCAAUGAUAUACUUCGUUUGGAUCCUGAUGAGAAAUAUAAUGUACAUUUUCCCUACAAAAGGGGUGAAUUUAAUAUUCACUCGGGUCCUAAUGGAUCAAUGACGGCUAUAAUAGCUGAUUUACAAACUAUUUGGACACAUAUUCUUGAGACCAACUUUCAAAUAGCACAGAAAGAUUUCAAGUUUCAUAAAGCUGUAUUGGUGAUACCUGAUGUGUAUAAUAGGGUUCACUUGAGGGAGCUCAUGUAUUUGCUGUUAAUAAAAAUGGGUUUUGGGAGUUGUUUUUUGGUUCAGGACCAUGUGGCAGCCACUUUUGGAUCUGGUUUGAGUUAUGCUUGCGUAGUAGAUGUUGGAGAUCAAAAAACAUCUGUCUCUUGUGUUGAGGAUGGUAUUUGCCAUCCUAACACAAGGGUAAGGCUUGAGUAUGGGGGUGGGGAUAUAACGCAAAUAUUUUAUUGGUUGCUACAAAAAUGCGCGUUUCCUUACAAAGAUUGUAGGGAUAAUAAUAAAUUGGAUACCAUGUUGUUGAGGAAGCUGAAGGAGGAUUUUUGCCAUGUUAACUUGGAUAUUUGCGGGUCACAGGAGAAGUCUUUUAUAUUAAAACAACCUGAAAAGCCGGUUUUUCAGUUUACCAUUCAGGUUGGGGAUGAAUGCAUAGUGGCGCCCCUUAGUCUUUUCAGUCCUGAGUUAUUUGGAAUUACAGGUGCAAAAGUAACUCAUACUCAGAAAGUAUCCUCAGGGGAUCCUGAAGAUCCUCACGACGAAAUUUAUUUACGAGAUAUUAGGCGGAAAGGUAUGAAGGAAAGUAUGGAACCUUCUGCCUCUGAUCUCCUGAGUGAAAACUAUUUGGAAAAUCAACAAAGUAAUGUAAAUGAUGAUGAUAUUGUGGUGGAUGCUAUGGAUCCAGUUGCCCCCAGCAAUGUUAGGGAGUUUGUUAUAAAUCCUGGACAAAUAUUAGGUUUAGAUCAAGCAGUUUUGCAGAGCAUUGACCGCUGCCCCAAUGAGGAACUCAAACGAAAAAUGUAUGCAUGCAUUUUAGUAGUUGGCGGUGGUAUGAAAUUUGCGGGUAUAACGACUUGGUUGCAAAACCGAAUAUCCCUACAAAUUCCCUAUUUAUACAGAGGGGAACAAUUGGACAUUAUUAUAAAUCCUAGGGAUAUGGAUUCUUCAAUGGUUGCCUGGAAGGGGGCCUGUAUAAUGUCUUGUCUGGAAACUGCACAUGAACUAUGGAUACAGGCCAGUGAAUGGGAAAAAUAUGGAGUUAGGGUAUUAAGAGAAAGAGCACCAUUUACCUGGUAAACAUAUUUUAAUUUGUAUUAGGUAUUAUACCUAUAAUGACUGACAAAUUUCGUAAAUAAAUCACAAAAUAGUCACCAAAAAUUUUGUACCCAGACAAUUUAAAAUGGAACCCCCUUUAAAACUUGAACAAGAAUAA